AUGACGAAGAAUCAACAGGAGUUCACUGUUGUCCCCGAUUCGAUCGUUUUCAGAGAUUCGAAACCGGGUGAGAUGGACUCCAUUGAUGUUUGGGUAACUAAUGUUGGAAGAAAACCAAUACAAAUUCGUUUUAAAUUGCAAAAUGAUUCUAAAUUUAAUAUUUUUGUCGAAAAUCAACAAUUCACUCCACCAGGAUUAGGAAUAAAAGCAGUAUUAAAAUACAAAUGUCAAGAACAACAAAUAAUUCGAGAAGAAUUGACGAUAGAAAUUCCAGGCUACUCAACAAAAGUACCAAUCAUGGCUCUUCCACCAUGUCCAAGAAUUGUAUGCGAUUUACCUUCACUUUCAAUCGGAAAUGUAGGUGUAGACACAAAAUCUAAAUUUACAUUUUCAAUUUCAAACAUUGGAACAAGAGAAGGCACAUUUAACGUAACAUGCGAAGAUGAAACUGUCGAAUUUAUACCAAAUACAGGUCCUCUUUUACCAAAUAAAACAGCAGAAAUUGCUGCAACGAUAAAACCUCAUCAAGUUGGCGAAUUUACAUUAAAAGUUACUGUAAAUACACAAGAUCAAGAUCUUGAUCCUGCUUAUUUGACUGUAACUGGUAAUGCUGUCAAUCAUUCUUUAUCUUUAAUGAUAGAUGAUAAAGAAGUAAGUUUAAUUGACUUCCAAACGAUAUUUGUUGGACAAAAAAGAGUUUGUGAUGCUAAGAUAGUCAACCAAGGCCAAUACAAAAGAUCAUUUGUGGUUAUGCCAGCAAGAAACACUCCAACACAAAAAUCUCGUCUCGAUGUUACUAAUAAUUACUUAACACAAUCGCGAAAUCAGAUAUUUUCAGCGAUUCCUUCAGAAGGAACUUUAAAUCCUUAUCAAUCUACACCAAUACGAUUUGUUUUCAAUCCACCAACAGACAAUGAAGAAUCUCUUGAGCAUGAGAAAGAAUAUAAAUACUACAGUUCAGUUGAAAUCGUUGAGACUUCCCAACAUAUUGAUUUUUCUUUCGAAGGAAAGACAGUUCCUCUUUCUGUAUCAUUAUCAGCAACAGAUUUUCAGUUUGAUACUACAGCUGUCAUGUCAAGAAGCAACAAACAGCUCGUUUUAAAGAAUAAUUCUUCAUUACAAACUUCUUACAAGGUCAAACCGAUAGCGCACUUCCGUUUUGAGCCUUCCAAAGGUGUUAUCAACCCAAAUUCCUCAAAGACAAUCAACGUAAUCUUCUUCCCGAAGACUUUAGGAAAUUUCAAUAUUUCAACACCGAUAAUUUUCAGUGAAGGACUGAUAACAAAGACAUUAAACCUCAUUGGCAAUGCAACAAAGUCCGGUGACGAUCAUAAACCGUUCAAAAGAGAAGAUCCAUGGCUUGAAAACGAAGAAAUAAAAUUCAGAGCCACACAUCCAGAUCCGAAAUACAGUUAUGAUAUCAACGAACUUGAAAGACGAAAAGAGAAAAGAGAAGUUUUUGAUAAAUACCUGUCAGAACCACGCAAAAAACGAGAAACGAGGCAACAAGAACAAGAAAAGAAAAAGAAAAUGUUGGAAAAAGCGAAAAAUUAUUUGGAAAACACAAAAGGCGAUUAUACAAAAGAAGAUUUAGAUGAAUAUAUGACUCAUUCAUUAAGUUUAGAAGAUAUGUUGGAUGACGGUUUGAACGAUAACGGUUUGACACCUCCUGAUCCACCUUUACACAUAAUUGAGAUACCUCUCAAAUCCUUUGAAAUUGAUGACGGUUUGAAUUCAGAAAAUAACGAACAAAACAACAAUUCAAAUCAGAACAAGACAUUGUUGAAUAACUCCGAUAAUCUAAUAAAGAAGAAGUUCAAGUCUAAAGCAACAACACCAGCAGAAAUCAAUGAAUGUUCACAUCCAUUAACACCAGCACAACAAUUAUUAGUUACAGCAUCACAUGAAACAAUGAAUUUUGGCCAAGUUUCUGUUUAUUCAAGUGUUGCAAGGAGUUUUACGAUAACUAAUAAUUUACAACAGAAUAUCAUUGUUUCUAUUAAUUAUGAAUAUGACGAACUAAGUAAAUCAGGCCCUGUAAGUCAAGUUAUUCCUCCAAAACAAAUUGCUGGUUUUGACAUAAGAUUUUUGUCAAAUAAACCUCAGAAUUUCAUGAAAACAAUUACUUACACUGUCAAUAAUGCACAUUCAUAUUCAGUAAAUAUAUGUGCACAAGUUAUUCCUAUUGAUGUACAACUCUCUAAGACAUCAAUGGAAUUUAGAUUUGCAGGGGAUUCAACGUUACCUGUAAUUCGAGAAUUCAUCACUGUUAUUAACAGAUCAAUGGCUCCUGCUCAAUAUAAAUGGAUAGACAUAAAAGCUCCUUUCUCUAUCUCUAAUGUUAAUGGAACUAUUGACCCGAAUUCGUCCCAAAACAUCGAGAUUUCUUAUAAUCCUGGAAAUCAUCCUCACGAUGAACAAAACAUAACUUUGACAGUGGCAGGAGGUCCCAACAAAUCAUUAAGAUUAAUAGGUGAUGUUGGUUCUCCUAAAUGUUCAAUCAACAAGAGAUCAUUAGCGUUCGGAUUGAUGCCAAUUGGAAUUUUGAAGACACAACAAAUCAGACUCAAAAAUUCAGGCGAUGACGAUGCAAUUUUCUCUAUAAAUACAAAUGGAUCUAGAGAAUUAAGCGUUUCUCCUAUAUCAGGAAAAGUAUCUGCAAGAGAUCAACAGAUGGUACAAAUAUCAUUUAAAGCGAAUCACGCUAAAAUCUUUGAUCUUCCUGUAACAAUUUCUAUUUGUGGAGCUUCUCCAAUAACUUUUAAUGUUACUGCACAAUCAGAAUUACCAAAUGUAUGUAUAACUAACACGGAAUUCGAUUUCGGACGUGUUUUCGUUGGUUCUUAUCAAUCUAUUGAAGGAACAAUAAAGAAUAUUGGUGCAAUACCUGCAAUAUUAUUCUUAGAUUUAUCACAACACCCCGAAUUUAGAAUAGAAUACCAAACAGAUUUAAGUGAUAUUUCUAAUAAUGAAAACAAAAAUUCUAUUUCUCUUGUAUCUGAUCCGUUUUUCGUUACUAAAAUGGUUCCUGCACAAGAAUAUAUGUCUAUGGAAUCAACAACAUCUUUGGCUUAUUCAGCUCAAAUUUCUUCAACAACGUCAACAACUUCUUUGAAAAUUGACAUGUUGAAUGAUACUGAUAAUUCAAAUGUUGGCUUGGUUUAUAAGAUCCAGAUCAUGGAUAACUCACAGAUUAAGUUUAAUCUUGUUUUCCAACCAACAAAACAAGGUGACCAUUCAUUUGAAUUACCAAUAACUCUUUUGAAUAUGAUGUCAAGUUCAAGUUUUCAUUUGCAACCAAUUGUUUCUGGUGAAGCUGUUUUGUCACCGAUAAUUGUGUCAAAUUCGAGUAUUGAUUUUGGUAUUUGUCCUGUUAUUGAUAAACUCAAUCCUGGACAAAGAAAAGUUUCUAAAACAAUCUCACUUUUGAACGAUUCUAAAACGAAAAUUGGUUGGAGAUUGGAUACAUCAGUAAUUCCAAAAGUUAAAGAUGAUUUUAGUUUCACUGUUGAGCCAAUUGAAGGUGAAUUAGAUAUCGGAUCAUCAGAAGUAAUUCAUGUACAAUUCCAGCCACCAUCUGCACAGCCAUUUAACUGUUACAUUCCUUUGUUAUCUAAAGGAAAAGAAGAAAGUGUCAUUGGAAAAAUCCAAUUUACAGGUGUUGGAACAAGUUCAAUGUUUUCAGUUUCUGUUCCUGAAAUUUCUCUUCCUAUUGUACCAUUAAAUACAAAAUCACAACUUGAACUAUAUGUCAAAAACGAUGGUUACAUCGAUGGCCUGUUAAAAGCAACAAUUUCAGCCGAUGAAAAUGUUUUUCCAGUUAAAGUUACAUUCCCCGAUGGAAACCAAUUAUUACAUACACAAGAAAAACUUCCAAUUCUUGUUUCAUUCCAAGCAUCUAAACCAAUGUCAUUUUCAGUUAAUGUUGCAUUGACAGAUGACAAUGGUCAUGCAACAAGUUUCAGUGUUACAUGUACAACAGAUAAUUCCAUUUUCACAUUGUAUCCAUAUUUCGCAAACCAAAUCCAAAUCACUCCUAAAUCAACAGUUGAAGACUUAAAUAAAUUCUUAAAUAACUCAGAAUUGACAUCACGCUUCAUCUGUAAUUCAGGAGAUUACACACAAAUUAAAGGUCAAACAUGGGAACCAUUAUGCUCACAAAUGAUGAUUAAAUUUGUUAUGCGAUAUUUCAAUGCAUUAUUCUUUAGCACACAAUUGAGUGAAUUUCCACAAGGAUUAGUUGCAAACCAAGGUCUUAUUAUUCAAGAAAUGAUUGCUAAUUUCGUUCCAAAUACUAAGAAGAACGAAAAACAAGAAGAACGAGCAUCAACCGCUGUUGAUGACAAAUUCUCAAAACGUCUUGAAUCAAUCAAGAAAUUGUUGACAAACUUGAAAUCAAUGGGAGCUCUUUUAGGAAGUGUUAAACCAGAAUUCCUUCUUUCAAGACAAGAUUUUGUUCAAGUCAUGCGACAAAAGAUCAUCAAACAACUAUUAGGAAUUGACAAAUUUGGUGCUCCGGAUUUAGAUCAAAUUGAUUCUAAGACAUUGAGUGAAUUCACAUCAUCUAAUGCAUUCUCAAGCACAUUAGUUGAUCGUCUUAAAGUUAUUGAGACAUUAUAUAAUAAUUUAAGUAUCGAGAGUUGGAUGAUUGUUUUGAUGCAAUGUUUCAAGAUUUAUGGUAUCAAUCGAAUCAAUCCAGAGAAGUUCAACAACAUUCCUGGUGUUCAAAAUGCUAUUAAACUUCUUCGAAGUAACAAACCUAACCAAGAAGAUCUCCAUGAUCAAAUCAACAAGAAACUUAAAGAAAGUCAAUUCAACAACAAAGAAGUUUGUAUUUUGAAAUGGUUAUCUAUUUAUUCCUGCAUCAAAAGUAAUGACAUCAAAGCCAUCCAAAGUGAUUUCAGUUGUCUUAAAGAUGGUUAUGCAUUUUGCAGUAGUUUAUCAUAUCACACCAAAUUAUUUACAUCUAACAUUUCAUUCCUUCCUACCGAUAAACGCGAGAAAGAACAGAAUGCUAUUGAAUUCACAAACUGCAUGAAAUACCUUAAAUUAGGAUUCAGUCCUACAGCAGAAGAAAUCUUUGGUGGUAAUGAUUGUAUGAAUGCUAUGAUUGGGUGUUAUUUGAUGGACAUCAUUCCACAUUUUAUUCCUCUUCAAACUAUUGAAUUUUCCGGUCCAUUACAUAAACCUAUUUCACGUGUUGUUUCCGUUACAAAUCCAUCUAAAUCGGAGAUCACAUAUCGUGCUAUUUUCGAAGGUAAUCCAAAUUACCAACUCCAACAAGAAUCAAUCUUUGUUGGUCCUAAUCAAACCGUUGAUUUUCCAGUUACAUUCCAAGCACGAACAAUCAAAACAUUAACAGGUCGUUUGACAUUAAUUCCAUCACGUCCUCGCUAUGUUACUAAUUCCGAUAAUUCAUCACGAUCAGCAUCACAUCCACCAACAUAUUCAGCACCUAUUGUUGUUGAUUUCAUCUCAAACAUCACCGUUUCAGCUCCCGAAACAUCAGUUACUGUUGAAUCGUGUAUCUACAACAAUGUUCCUAUCAAAAUCCCAGUUAAGAACAUGUUGAACACUACAUGCAAGAUGAACAUUUAUUCACAAGUUACAUACAUCCAAGAUGAGAAUGGUAAAGAAGUUGGUAGUAACAAAUCAUUGUUACAACAUAUCUCAAGUUUUGUUCAAAAUCCAUUUGAUAACUCAGAUGAAUACUUCGACUAUUCUAAAGAGAAGAACAUCGAUAACAUCAUCAAGAACCACAAAACAUUCAUUCUUAACAAGAACCAAGUUGAAUUCAGCAAUAACAAAACAGAAUUUAAUUUGGAAGUUGAUUUCAAUCCAAUCAAAGUUGGUACAUAUCGAUGUUUAGUUCUUUUCAUUGAUGAUCAGAAAGGCGAAUUUGUUGUUGAAAUCCUUGGUAACUGCAAACUUCCAGCUGCUGUUGAUAUUGUUGGUAAAUACAAAGUCGAAGCCGGCAAGAAGAUCACACAAAAUUUACCAAUUGAUAUCAUUAAUCCAUCACUGUUCAAUUCACUUGCAUUCUCUAUUGAACGUCAUCUUUCUAUCUUGAACGGAAACAAAGAUUCACGUAUCAAAGACGAAGUGAAUCGUCGUCAACAUGACUUAGAGAACAUAUACAAGAGUAGUUUCCAAAGUAAGAAAUUCAUUGUUUUAUCAUCAUCACCACAAUAUUAUGAGCUUAGCAACGAAUUUACACUUUGUAAAUCUAACCAAGUUCAAACGGAGCGAAGCAACAACUCUAAGAAUAUUCAAAAUUCAAACAGUUUGUCCAUCACAUUCAAACCAACUAAAGCAGGCGAAUAUCCAUGCAAAGUUGUUUUGCUUUCUGAAAAUGAUGUUCGUGUCUUCAACAUCAAAGGCAUUUCUCUUCAAACUACACACGAAUUUUCUAUUGAAUUCCAAACGACUACCGGUAAGAGUGUUAAACAAGACAUUCCAUUCACAAAUCCAUCCAACGAUAACUGGACAUUCAAGACUAGUAUCACUGGUGAUCAAGGAUUCCAAACAACACCACGUUUCACCGUCAAAGGUGGUACUACACAACAAAUCCAAAUCCAGUUCAAUCCAAGCAAAGUUGGUACAUUCAGUUGUGAUCUUUUAGUUCAAAAUCUCAGUAAAGAAUCAAGUGUUUUAUACAAAGUUAGUGCAGUUGUUGAAGAACCACCCGCCGAAGACAAAAUCGUUGUUCAUUGCCAAGCACGCAUUCCUAUGAAACACAAAAUCCAAAUUCCUAAAUUCACAAUGAAUCCUAUCAAAGUUACAAGUGACAUUCCAAUUAUCACAUUUGAUAAACAGAUUACACCAAAUGCUAGUGGUCCAACCGAUUUUGAAUUUGAAAUCUCAGCGAGUCGAAGUGGUAUUUGUGCCGGCAUGAUCAAAUUCAUUGAUUCGGUAUCACAAAAUCACAUUUGGUAUGUUGUUGAAAUUCAUGUUUCAGCACCCGCAGUUGAACAACAACUUAAUGUGAACACGGUUGCUCGUCAGAGUGUUAGUGUUCAGAUUCCUAUCAACAAUCCAAACGACUUCUCCGUUACAUUCAAUGUUACAUACCAAGACAGUGACAUUUCCGGUGUUCAUGAAUUUUUAGUUCCGUCACAUGGUCAAAUCAACUACCAAGUUACAGUUACUCCUCUUAAGUCAUGCAACAAGAUCUCAUCCAUCUAUUUCUACUCAGAGAGCGGUGGUGAGUUCUGGUACAACAUCAACAUCAUUGCUAGUGAACCAUCUCCAUCCGUUUUAGCACCACUUUCAGCUCCCAUUGGUAAAUUCGACCGCACAUUCAUUGCUCUUGAAAAUCCUACCGACAAAUCUAUCAAUUUCCGUCUUGAGAACGAGAGUCCUAAUAUUUUCGAUGUUCUUUGCAAGCGUAUGAUUCUUUUGCAAGCCGGUGAAUCUAAGCGAAUUGAAGUCCGCUACAUUCCAUCUGUCAUUGGUACUAAAGAAUCAUCCACUAUUUCAUUCAUUUCUAACGAGAUUGGCACAUUCUCAUACAUCGUUUCUGGUAUUGGUAAACCUCCACAACCACUUAGUCCUACUAUCAUUUCUAGUGUUGUUUCACAGACUAACAGUGCAUUGAUCCUAUUUUCUAAUCCAUUCUCAUUCCCAUCACGGUUUUCAGUUACCAUGACAAGUAGUAGCGAUAGUUUCUCAUUUUUAGUUAAGAAGAAAGUUUUUACACUUAACACCUUUGGCGAAGAAUUCCAGAUUCCCUUCACAUUCACUCCCAAAGAACUUGGCCAAUUCCAAGCAUCUAUCAUCAUUGUUUCUCUUGGUCCAGCACGGAGCCAACUUCCGGAUUUAGACAGCACCCCCGGCAUCCGGUGGGUCUAUCCUAUCAUUGGUAAUUCACUUGCAAGUGAUGCUAACGAAUCUAAAGUUCUUAAGACUAAGUCUAUGGAAAGUAUCGAUGAACACCUUACAUUCACAUUAGUUGGUGAGACUGAAUCCCUUCAACCACACGAAUACGACAUCCGUACAAGUAUUCCACAAAACGCGGAAUUCAUUUCUAGUCAAUUAUCAUUGACUAUUGUUGAAGCGCAACACAAUGACACCGGCACCGAUCUUAUUGUUGAAGCACAUUUCAGUCCCAUGCGUCCUAUUGUUACUACCGUUGUUUCUACAGUGAAAAACACACUUGGUCAAGAAUGGCAGUUCCGUCUUGACUUGAUUAGUGAGAUCGGUAAACCGAUCGAUACUAUCACUAUUGAAUCACUUUUGAACAAAGUUGGUAUUUCACAUGUUGAAACACCAUCUGAAAUCCACAGUCAGAAACCAUUCCAUGCAUAUUUUGCCACUGGCAGUGCUAGUGAAUUCUCAGUUUCUCCUUCACAUGGUUUAGCUAUUCCAGGCAGUCAAUAUUUACCGGUUGAGAUCACAUUCAGUCCUAAGACAUACGGUAAACUUCUUAAAGGCAUGUUUGUUAUUGACAUGAUUGAUUCACAAUACAUUUAUGAUGUUGUUGGUAAAAUGCCGGACUACGUUCCUCCAGUUGUUGCUCAAUCAUCAUUAGCUCCAAUUGUUGCUCCAUUAGAUAGUCCAUCCAAACGCAAGUCAACCACUAAACUUAAGAAACCAUAUCUCAACAGUCGGAAAUAA
Molecule: messenger RNA, 8616 nt
Organism: Trichomonas vaginalis G3
Lineage: Eukaryota; Parabasalia; Trichomonadida; Trichomonadidae
Product: cilia- and flagella-associated protein 47 family
Exons: 1
Coding region: 1-8616 (2871 amino acids)
Source: RefSeq, a predicted model, not a curated record